This is a messenger RNA of Cylas formicarius (sweet potato weevil), 1630 nucleotides long. RefSeq lists its product as uncharacterized. The record is from RefSeq and is a predicted model, not a curated record. Lineage: Eukaryota; Metazoa; Arthropoda; Insecta; Coleoptera; Brentidae. Gene Ontology annotation, cellular component: membrane. The coding region runs from base 278 to 1621 and encodes 447 amino acids. Gene Ontology annotation, molecular function: potassium ion leak channel activity. The transcript has 7 exons. Gene Ontology annotation, biological process: potassium ion transmembrane transport; stabilization of membrane potential.
GAUUUUCAGUUUCAGUCGCCGUUGUCAGUCUGUUGCGUUGUGGGGUCGCGGUGUGCGCCCGAAGCACGCCGACACACUGACGCGCGGAAUUCGAAUCUUCAGUUUGCGAACUUUCUUUUUCGAUGAAACGCGGGUUGCCGUUUAUCGUGUCACGUUGCGUCUUAUUGCCGCGUUGUAAUUUAGCAAGAUAUAGAAUGUUAGACUGAUGCCAGGCAAUAAUUACACGGUAGCUAGUACCACAGACUUCUGCAUUUCAAAGUAGGCGCCUGGUUUUACGAUGGAACAAAAUUCCGGCUAUGACGACCAUCCCAGCUCGAAGAAGUGUUCGUUGGCGAUAUUCUGCGGAAAAACGAGUCUCUUCGUGUUGAUGACGGGCUACGCUCUAUUCGGCGCGGUCGUCUUCAAGUUCUUGGAAAGCGGUACCGAUCACCAUCCCAACGUCGAUUUCCAGAAGAGCCGUGACGACUGCCUCAAGGAACUCUGGACCAUUACCGAGCGGCUAAACGUCCUUUACGAAAAAAACUGGACCAAGCUCGUCACCGAACAACUGAAGAGGUUCGAAAGGACAGUGGUCGAAACGGCGAAAAGCGACGGAGCCCUCACAAUCCCCGCUCAGAAGUGGACUUUUGGAGGGUCCUUGCUUUAUUCCGUAACACUCUUAACAACAGUUGGUUACGGCAGUCUGUCCCCGAAAACGGCCGCCGGCAAGAUCGUCGCCAUUUUAUACGCCAUAAUAGGCGUGCCCAUGAUGCUCAUUCUAUUGUCGUCGCUGGGAGGCGUGCUAGCUGACGGUGCCAAGAAGUGGUACGCUAAAUUGAGACGCCGCGCGACCUCUGACGACCGAAAAGGUAACAACAAUCCGGACGUGGAGUACCGUAAGGCAGUCGGCUCGCCGACGGCCAAUCAUCUGUGUCGCCAGCCGGACGACACGACCGCGAUCCAAUUGCCAUCGGUUCACGGCACUCCCAAUCACGUGAACGACUACGCCGAGCACUAUGAAGUGCCGAAAAGGGCCAUCUUGGCCACGGUACGGCCCGCGCACAGCAGGGGCAGAUGCAGGCAGGGCCAAGUCAGGCAAAUUCUAGCGGAUCCAAUGUGCCCCACUCACAGCCACAACCACGGAACCCCGUUAAAGAACUCUUCCAUCGUGGGAAUAUCCACGGACGUCGAUCUCGACGAGGCGGAAGAAAACGAUCCACCCGAACAAGGGCCUCACGAUACCCCGUCCAGAAUACCCCUGAUAUGGCGUCCGCCGGAUAGUGGUUGCGAGCCAAACUCGUUACCCCCUCCUGCUCCUCCAGUGCCUAGCUUCGUGGUGUUCUUCCUCUUCUGUUCGUACGUGUGCCUGGGCGCGGUGUGCUUCGCGAGCUCUUCCGGCUGGACAUUUCUCGACGCGACUUACUUUUGUUUCGUGGCCCUGUCGACGAUCGGAGUUGGGGACAGGCCGCCCCACAACCAAAACGGCGGCGAUUUUCAGGACCAGCUACAGAUGUUCGCCAGCUGCGUGUAUAUCUUCGUCGGGCUAGUAAUAGUGGCGAUGUGUUUCAGUCUGCUGCAAGAAGAAGUGACCGUGAAAUGCAGACAGUUAGCUCAUGUCAUGGGCGUCGGCGGCAGGCAGUGACUGCAUUUU